Molecule: messenger RNA, 2367 nt
Organism: Nematolebias whitei (Rio pearlfish)
Lineage: Eukaryota; Metazoa; Chordata; Actinopteri; Cyprinodontiformes; Rivulidae
Product: methylenetetrahydrofolate reductase
Biological process (GO): tetrahydrofolate interconversion
Cellular component (GO): cytosol
Molecular function (GO): FAD binding; methylenetetrahydrofolate reductase [NAD(P)H] activity
Source: RefSeq, a predicted model, not a curated record
GUUUGACCGUAUGGGCUCCGGGGGGCCCCUGUUCAUCGACAUCACCUGGCACCCGGCAGGAGACCCGGGCUCGGAUAAAGAGACCUCCUCCAUGAUGAUUGCCAGCACAGCGGUGAACUACUGCGGCCUGGAGAGCGUCCUCCACCUGACCUGCUGCAACCAGACCAAGGACAAGAUCACAGCUUACCUGGCUAAGGCCAAACACCUGGGCCUGAAGAACAUCAUGGCCCUGAGAGGAGACCCGGUGGGAUCCGACUGGGAGGAAGAGGAGGGAGGCUUCAACUACGCCGUGGACCUGGUUAAACACAUCCGUUCGGAGUUCGAUGAAUACUUCGACGUGUGUGUCGCUGGUUACCCCACCGGUCACCCCGAGGCCGUGAGCUACGAGGACGACCUGCGACACCUCAAGGAGAAGGUGGACGCAGGCGCAGACUUCGUCAUCACUCAGCUGUUCUUCAGAGCCGACACGUUCCUCAAGUUUCUGGACGACUGCAGAGCGAUGGGCGUCGCGUGUCCCAUCCUACCUGGAAUCUUCCCUAUCCAGGGCUACCAGUCCUUACGUCAGCUCGUCAAGCUGUCCAAGCUCGAGGUUCCAGAGGAGAUCACCAGGGUCAUCGAACCCAUCAAAGACAAUGAUGCUGCCAUUCGAAACUACGGGAUCCAUCAGGCGGUGGAGAUGUGUCGGGUUCUGUUGGAUAGUGGGAAAGUGCCGGGCCUCCAUUUCUACACACUGAACCGAGAGGUCGCGACCAUAGAGGUCCUCCGACAGCUGGGGCUCUGGAUAGAAGAUCCCAGACGGCCUCUUCCCUGGGCAGUGAGCGCACACCCCAAACGGAAAGUGGAAGACGUUCGACCGAUCUUUUGGGCCUCGAGACCCAAGAGUUACAUCUACCGGACCCAGGACUGGGAUGAGUUCCCCAACGGCCGAUGGGGAAACUCGUCCUCUCCGGCGUUUGGCGAGUUAAACGACUACUACUUGUUCUACCUGAAAAGCAAAUCGUCCAAAGAGGCUCUUCUGAAGAUGUGGGGCGAAGAGCUGAAGAACGAGGAAAGUGUUUUUGACGUUUUCACCUGCUACAUCACAGCCCGGCCGAACCGAGAAGGACACAAGGUGAUGUGUUUGCCGUGGAACGACGAGCCUCUGGCCCCGGAGACCAACCUUCUGAAGGACGAGCUGGAGAAGGUGAACAGACGAGGCGUCCUCACCAUCAACUCGCAGCCCAACAUCAACGGUAAACCGUCCGGAGACCCUGUGGUGGGCUGGGGGCCUGCGGGGGGCUACGUCUUUCAGAAGGCCUAUCUGGAGUUUUUCACCUCCAGUGAAAACGUGACUGCCCUCCUUAAAGUCCUGAAGAAGUAUGAGCCCCGCGUGAACUAUCAUAUCGUUAACGUGCACGGCCAGAACCUGACCAACGCCCCCGAGAUGCAGCCCAAUGCUGUGACGUGGGGCAUUUUUCCCGGCAGGGAGAUCGUUCAGCCCACCGUGGUGGACCCGGUCAGCUUCAUGUACUGGAAGGACGAAGCCUUCGCCUUGUGGAUCGAGCAGUGGGCGAAACUCUACGAAGAUGAGUCGCCGUCACGAAUGAUCAUCAAGUACAUCCAUGAUAACUACUUCCUGGUCAACCUGGUGGACAACGACUUCCCCCUGGAGAGCUGUCUGUGGCGCGUCAUCGACGACAUGUUCGAGCUGCUCGACGCGCCGCUGGAGACGCACGGUGACGAGACGCACGGUGACGAGACGCACGGUGACGAGACGCACGGUGACGAGACGCACGGCGACGAGACGCACGGCGACGAGACGGUCCCUGAAUAAAUUUGACAUUAAAAAGGGAAAAAAAAUCACUUUUAAAGGAAAUAACUUUAUUGGAAUCCUUUGUAUGUUGUAGAAAAGUGCCUUUAAAAACAUAUUGAACAAUAUUUUUAAAGCUUUUUAUGUUUGUAGAUAUUAAUGGAAACAUUUUAUAAAAAAAAUAAGCUGAACCGUUUCAUCUGAUUCAAAUAUUCAGAUGGAAACUUUUCUCUGUUUUCAUCGUGGUCGACUUCUUAAAAAGGGUCCGUGCGCCACAAACAGAAUAAAACUGUAAAAUAAUAUUUCACUUCAAAACAAUAUUGAUCCAGACCGAUCAAAGAAGAAAUGACUGGAAACACAACUGGAGAAAUUAAUCUAAAUUAACCCCACACGAAGACGUCUUUAUUUUUCUCCAUAUUUUUAUUUAUUCAUUUGUUUUUAGUGUUUUUAGCAACAGUUUCCUAAAAACGUAAAAGUUCCUCUGAAAUGUUUGAACUUUGUCAGAAUUAUUUGAAAAUCUCUGAUAAACACUUUAAAUUUACUCUGUUGAAAUCCCAUUAUAAAUGCAUUUUUGAUCC